Messenger RNA from Neoarthrinium moseri, 1410 nucleotides. RefSeq lists its product as uncharacterized. The record is from RefSeq and is a predicted model, not a curated record. NCBI's taxonomy places the organism in Eukaryota, Fungi, Ascomycota, Sordariomycetes, Amphisphaeriales, Apiosporaceae. The transcript has a single exon. Gene Ontology annotation, cellular component: RNA polymerase I core factor complex. Gene Ontology annotation, biological process: transcription initiation at RNA polymerase I promoter; nucleolar large rRNA transcription by RNA polymerase I. The coding region runs from base 1 to 1410 and encodes 469 amino acids. Gene Ontology annotation, molecular function: RNA polymerase I core promoter sequence-specific DNA binding; TBP-class protein binding; RNA polymerase I general transcription initiation factor activity.
AUGGCAGGCCCAUUUGCACUCCCUGUGCCAGCCUGGCGCCUGGGGCAACAGUCGCAGAGAAAGCGCAAGAGAAUUGAGGAAACCCAGCCUGAGAGGUCUCCGUCACCCGAGGCCGACAACACACCGACACCCUCACAUCUACCCUCAGAUUCCAUCAAUCCGCUGAGUCAUUCUCCAAGCACACUGCGUCAGUUUGCGGUGGCGGGGCUUUCACCAGAAGAAGAGGUUCCGUCCAAGAUCUACCCCGGCUUUCCUCACAAAUCCCUCCCUCCGGACUGGCGCUCGGGAGACAGUCGUGGCCGACGAAGCAGGACUAGGAGCAGAAGCAGGAUGUCGGCUAUUGGCAGUGGAUCCGAGGCGGACGUCGACACGGAUGCUUCAGAGUCUCACAGACGCAAGGAGGAAGAUGUGCUCACCAGCUCGUCGGCGCGAAUCAAGCACUUGAACACCAUGAUGGCCAUCCUCCACCGUUGCCUGCACGCUGGGGACAUCACCCGCGCCAAACGUGCCUUCAGCCUGCUGAUCCGAACAAAGGAUGUCGACAUACGCCUCAACGAGAUGUGGACGAUCGGGACGGAGAUCCUGAUGCGGGAUGGGGAGGAGCAGCGCCGCGAAGAGGCUUCACGUCUGGAGCAGGGCAGCACAGGGGUCGAGGACGAAGACAGGUCUGAUCCCACAUCCAAUUCACCAGCGCGCUGGGGCUCGGCAUCCAACAUCGACAAAGUCCGCUCCUACCUCGAAGGCCUCAUCCAGCAGCAUCCUUACGACCCGCACCUGACGCGCUUGACCAGCGCCGUCGACUUUUGGCCGGCGCUGUUCAGCAUCGAGAUCUACAACAUCGACGCUGAGUGCCGGCGGGCUCUGCACCGCCUCGACCAACAGUCAGAGUCAGCGGCUGCUGACGACGACAACGAUUCGGAGCCUCCUCCCUUGUCGCCUGGGUCUGAGGAGGACCCCGAGUCGCAGAUCCAGCGUCGCGAGCAUGGCCGUAGGGAGGUACACUGGGCGGGCCGCGACGAAGUCCGGUCCGAGGCGCAGACGGCCGCACAGCAGAUCGCGGCGAGGAUGGACCAGUUGAUGGAGAAUGCGCCGUACGCGACGCACGUCGAGCUGCUCCGGCUGAGAGGCAUGCUGGCCCUGUGGCUGGGGGAUUUGUACCUGUCGUCGCGGUUCCUGGACACCAACGGGCUGGAGGACAGGCUUCAGGGGCUCUCACUAAGCGGCACCGUGCACAGAGACGUGAGCGACCGGGACCGGGACGCCCUGAGACAGAGGGCGGAUGAGCUGGAGAAGGCCAGGGGUUUCUUCGAGAGACUCAUGGAAAAGGGGGGCGAACUGGAGCCCUGGCUACUCAAGUUCGUGGACCCUGACGAUGAAAGGGAUGGCGAUGUGUCUUCUUUGCUGUCGUAG